Molecule: messenger RNA, 6014 nt
Organism: Teleopsis dalmanni
Lineage: Eukaryota; Metazoa; Arthropoda; Insecta; Diptera; Diopsidae
Gene: pum
Product: maternal protein pumilio
Exons: 14
Coding region: 805-5067 (1420 amino acids)
Biological process (GO): post-transcriptional regulation of gene expression
Cellular component (GO): cytoplasm; nucleus
Molecular function (GO): mRNA 3'-UTR binding
Source: RefSeq, a predicted model, not a curated record
UGAGCAUAUCGUGUGUGAAUGGUGUAAAGAAGGCAAUUAGUUUUGUGUUCUUUGUAUAAUAAAUAUAAUAAAAAAUGUUUUAAUUAAGUGAAUAAAUGUAAAAUAAAUAUGCAUCUAAAGAUUUGUCUUUAGUGUUAACAGAAAAAAAACUUUGUAAAUUUGUAUAUUCAUCAACUUGUAAAAAAUAAUCAUCAUUUAAUUAUUAGUAAUCAUUUUUGUAUUAUAAUAAAAUAAAUUUUGUGUGAAAAAUCUCGCAAAAUACAUAAUUUCUCGUUGAAGAAGGUUUCUUACUCAGUUUCAAAACAAAAAUAAGAAAUUUAUUCGAAGAAAAAUUAUAACAAAUCGUUCGUUUUAUGUAGUAUAAAAAUCCCGCGUACGUGUCGUCCUUAAAUUUCGAUUUGUUCGUUCUGUAAAUUUGAUGUAGUUAUACACAAAAAAAAAAAAAUAUAUAUAUAUGUAUAUUGUCGCGAUUCUAUGAAAACAUAAAUACAAAAAUUGUAUCUGCUUUGUUUAAAAAUAAUAAUUUAAAUAAAAAAGUUAAAAUUAAAAAGGUUUUACUAGUUGUAAAAUCAAGCGAAUUCAAAUACAAAAAAGAAUUCGUAAUAUAUUUUAAAUUAAAAUAAAAGUUUAAUAAAAACCGCCAAAAUAGAGCUGUUACCAACGCCGACUAUUUCCAUUUCCACGGUUGCGCCGCCAACGCCAUCGCCCCACCACUCUCCCUUCUAUCAGUUACAACAUAAUUUCUUGCUGAACUCGUCGUUUCAGCAGUAUCAACAGCAGGAACAACAACAACAGCAGCAACACAUGAAGUUAUUGGGUGGUAACGAUGAUCGUAAUGGGCGCGGCGAUCAAACUGUACCGCGUGUACAGGAGGAUGCAGCCGUUGGAUAUGUUUUCCAACGUCCAUCGCCUGGCGCACCCGGCUCAUCUGCCCAUGAUGCUGUAGCUGCUGAAUAUGCAGCGCAAUUCGCGCAGAAGCAAGCACGUUGGGCUUGCGGCGAUGAGCAUUCAAUCGAUAACCCUGAUAAGUGGAAAUAUAAUCCUCCAAUGAAUCCAUCAAAUGCUGCACCUGGUGGGCCAGGUGGACCUGGUACUAUAGGCCCAAUUGGCAUGGGUGCUGGUAUAGCCAGUAUUGGAACUAAUGGUGGCUUACAUCCAUCAAUGGGCGGCCCAACACAAAUGGGUAAUUCACCAGCUGCUAGUAUGGCUGCAAUGCAACAAGCUGCUGCUGUUGCCAAACAUAAUCAAAUUUUGAAUCAAGCUGCCGCAGUUGCUGCCGCUCAACAGCAACAUCAACAACAACAGCAACAACAACAGCAGCAGCAACAACAACAGCAACAACCACCACAUCCAGCACAUCAACAACAACAACAUGGCGGACAUGGACCACAUCCAAGUCAAAUGCCAUCACAUCAAUUCAAUUCAAAUCUACUUAAUCAUGCUAUGAAUAAUCCAGCAGCUGCUGCUGCAGCCGCAAUGUCUGCUAUGCCGCAUAUGCAAUUACCAGCUAUGCAAGCCGGUAACAUUUACGACCAUCCUGGUUUACAUCCAGGUGUCGGCAUGAAUGGUGUGCCUAAACCACCGCCACCAGGACAACCAGGACCAGGCGAAUUAGUAUAUUUAGGUGGACAACCACAUCCAAUGGGCAUGUUGCCACAAAAUCAAUUUAUGAGUAAUGCCGCAGCGGCUGCAGCAGCCGCAAAUCGUAAUGCAGCAGCGAUCACCACAUCCACUGCCAAGAAACUUUGGGAAAAGUCUGAUGGCAAGGGUACUACUUCGGGCAGUAUGUCUGCCGGCCCCCUUAACCCAUUACAUAUAUCUGGCGUUGGGGAUCAUCAUGUUUGGAAGGAUUCAACUUGGUCGACACAAGAAAACAUUUUAGCUCCACCAAGGCCACGAACUUUUCCACAAGCUCCAGAUACGAAUUCUAGCACUAAUGCUGGUAUUUUAAGCCCACGUGAUUCAACUAGCGGUUUGGGUGUGAAAAUGGUUGAAUACGUUUUGGGAGGUUCUCCAACCAAUAAAGAAAGUCCACUUUCAGGACUAGAACCGCGCUUGAGGGGACUCAAAUUUGAUGAUAACGAUAAAUCUCAUGAUGAUAAAGAAAAAGCAAAUUCUCCGUUUGAUACGAACGGUUUAAAGAAAGACGACCAAGUCACAAACUCGAAUGGCGUUGUCAAUGGUAUCGACGACGAUAAAGGAUUCAAUCGUACUCCUGGUUCUCGUCAACCCUCACCAGCCGAAGAAUCUCUGCCACGGCCACCCACAUUACUCGAUCCAACUCAACAUGGUGGCUUUCCACCACAUGCAUUCAAUCACAUGCUUGGUUCAAUGGAUCAUCAAGGUCCAAAUACACAAAUGAAUUCGUAUCCACAUCAUCAAAUGCCACAAAUGAGCCAACUACAGCCACCAGUUAUGAAUGGCGUAGGUGGUAUGCAAAUGGCACAGUCCCCUAUGAUAAAUCAUCAGGCACAAGGUCCGAAUCAAAUUGAAUCUCCUGGAAAUUUGUUACAACAACAACCACCAAAUUUUGAUGUACAGGUAAGUGACGAUGUGCUUUCAAUUGCCUUGAGUCAAAAUCAACAAUUAUUCCGCUCACAGAACCCUGGACUUGCUGCUGCUACAAAUGCUGCUGCUGCAGCUGCAGCCGCCACAUCCGGCGCACCACCUGGCGUACCAAAUGGUACCUUACAAUCACAGCAAAUGCAAAUGGCUGCCGCUUCACAACAAUUUUUGGCUGCACAAAAUGCUGCCUAUGCAGCACAACAAGCAGCACCAUACGUUAUCAAUCCAGGACAAGAAGCACCUCCAUAUAUGGGUGUGAUAGCACAAAUGCCACAGUACUAUGGUGUUCCAUGGAAUAUGUAUACGGGUAAUUUAAUACAGCAAGGCACACAACCAAGACGGCCAUUGACGCCAUCACAGCAGGGCGCGGAAAAUCAAUCUUACCAGGUCAUACCGGCAUUUUUUGAUCAAAGCGGUUCACUUGUUGUGGGACCACGCACAGGUACACCAAUGCCAAUUGUCAGCCCUGCGCCAGUAUUAGUGCCACCAGGAGCGGCACGCGCCGGACCGCCACCGCAGGGUCCACCACAAUUAUAUCCGCCGCAACCACAAACGGCGCAACAAAACAUAUACUCACAACAAAAUGGAUCAAGCGUCAGUGCACUUGCACUCAACACAUCCUCAUUGACAGGACGACGUGACUCAUUUGAUCGCACUACUUCCGCCUUUAGCCCAUCAGCUAUGGAUUACACCAGUAGUAGCACAAUAGCCGCAACUUCAGUAUCACAAGUAGCAGCAGCUGCAGCUGCUGCUGCAGCAGCACGUGCUAAAUGGCCAACAGUUACUAAUACAUAUGGUACAAUUGGUGCUACAGCUUCAGCGAGUCCUAUUGGUGCACCCAUAACUCCACCGCCGCCACAGUCGUGCCUAAUGACAAAUCGCGCACCAGGCGCUGAAACCAAAUUCCGCCAGCAAAUGGCAGUCGGCUUACCACCAGCAACUGCACAAGUUAUUGCUGCUGCUAACAAUAUGUUCGGUUCAAACAAUUCACUCUUCUCAAAACAUUUACCCAUUCCAAAUGCUACAUCAGCAGCUUUAGCAGCUGCAACAUCAAAUCGUUCAGCAGCACUUGCAGCCGGUGUUAAUCCUACUGCCGCAGCAGUUGCUGCAGCUGCUGUGCCAGGAGCACCACAACCAGGACGUUCACGCUUGCUUGAAGACUUCCGUAAUCAGUUAUAUUUAAAUUUACAACUGCGUCACUUGACGAAUCAUAUUGUGGAGUUCUCACAAGAUCAGCAUGGCUCUCGUUUUAUACAGCAAAAACUUGAACGCGCUACAGCUCCAGAAAAGCAAUUGGUCUUUAAUGAGAUACUCAGUGCUGCGUUCAGUCUAAUGACAGAUGUAUUUGGAAAUUAUGUUAUACAGAAAUUCUUUGAGUUUGGCACUCCAGAACAGAAGAAUACACUUGGCAUGCAGGUUAAGGGGCACGUUUUGCAGUUAGCUUUGCAAAUGUACGGUUGUCGUGUUAUACAAAAAGCUCUGGAAAGCAUUUCGCCUGAACAGCAGCAGGAGAUUGUACGCGAAUUAGAUGGUAAUGUUUUGAAGUGUGUUAAGGAUCAGAAUGGCAAUCAUGUAGUACAAAAGUGCAUUGAAUGUGUUGAUCCAUCUGCUUUGCAGUUCAUAAUUAAUGCUUUCAAGGGACAAGUUUAUUCGCUCAGCACUCACCCUUAUGGUUGUCGUGUUAUACAGCGCAUCUUAGAACAUUGCACUCCGGAACAGACUGCACCAAUUUUGGAAGAAUUACACGAGCACACUGAACAGUUGAUACAAGAUCAGUAUGGAAAUUACGUUAUACAACAUGUUUUGGAACAUGGCAAACCAGAAGAUAAAUCAAUUUUGAUUAGCAGCGUACGUGGCAAGGUGCUCGUUUUGUCGCAACAUAAAUUUGCUUCGAAUGUAGUUGAAAAGUGCGUGACACAUGCAACACGCGCCGAACGCACUGGUCUCAUAGAUGAAGUCUGUACUUUUAAUGAUAAUGCAUUGCAUGUUAUGAUGAAGGAUCAAUACGCUAAUUAUGUGGUACAAAAGAUGAUUGAUGUCUCAGAGCCAACACAAUUAAAGAAACUCAUGAAUAAGAUACGCCCACAUAUGGGAGCAUUACGCAAAUAUACCUAUGGCAAACAUAUCAAUGCCAAGUUGGAGAAAUAUUUUAUGAAAACAGCUAAUCCAAUAACAGCAACAGGCUCUACAGGUGUAGCAGCGAGUAGCACUGCACUAGGAGGUGCAGUCACUACAGCAACAACAACAGUUACAGGUGGUUUGGCAGCUAUGGUGGCUACAACAACAGCAACGAAUGUUGGUAAUGUUGUAGGUGCAGGCGCUAUGAACGGUAAUGGCAUAGUGCUACAAGAGAAUUGUAUUAAUGUAACAGCACCAGGACAAGCAUCACCUGCUGCUUCUUCAGCUGUAUCGACAAAUAGCAGCAGCGCUACAUCUGUAGUAACAGCUGUCAAUAGCGGUCUCGGACCCAUCGGUCCACCAACAACAAAUGGUGUUUUGUAAGCAGUUUAACAGCAAUAGCUUAAAUAGAACAAGAGCAACGGUUAAUAGAAAUUAGUAAAACAAUAAAGUAGUAAGCAGAAAUUUUUCGAAUAAAAUUUAGCUUAGAUAUUAGGUAUUAUAGUAUUUUAAAUAAAGCAGUAUGAAAAAAAUGAAAUGUGGUGAAAAUAGUAAGGAGUGGUGAAAAGAAAAAUCGUGGUGAAAAUAAUAGAGGGUGGUGAAAUUUGUAAUAUGUUGCUGUUUUAAAAAAUAAUUAAGGACUAAUUAAUUAAAUGUUUCCUUGUCAAACACCACAAUUUUUUUUAAUAUCGGACAGACACAAUUCAAUAAGUUUUAAUUAAAAUUUUAUUGACUACAUAAAUAGAUUGCUAGGUAUAAAACACAAUUUAUAUUUUAUAAAAGAGAAAUCGUUUCUAAUCGUUUCGCUGAGAAUACAAGAGAACACAAAAUAUGUAAAAAAAAUAUAAGCUUAGCUAAAUAAGUGUAAACAACUCUAAAGUAAGAGAAAAGUAGAUGUAGCAAUAGCAAUUAAAUCAGAAACAGAAAACAGAAAAUGCUAAUUGUAUUAUAAAUUGCGCUAAUAUAUUAAUAUAUAUAUACAUAAAUGUAUGGAUGUAUGGAUUAGUUUUUAGAUAAUUUGAUAUUAAUGUCUUUCUCCAAACUAUCUAAACUCCUUUCAGUCUUUAUAGCGCAAGAACUCAAGCAUUUUGCACGAUGAUGUGAACACUAUGAAUCAUAUAACAAGAAUAAGUCAAAAUUAUGUUUGAAACUGUUGAUUUCAGUGAACGCAAUUGAAAAAUCUUGAAAAAGUUCAAACAUUCGCACUGUAUUGCAUGCAAAAGCAAGAUAAAAAUCUUUUCAAAUUUAUAUUUAUUUUUAUUUUUAAAAAAUUUUUUGAAACUACUUAUAUGUUAUGUAUGUUUUAAUUGUACAAUUUUUGUAAUUUAUUA